AUGGACCCAAGGCGUCGUCAGCUCAUGUUACACGAGCUGCCAGCGACGAUUCCCAAAACAGCCGACAUUUAUCCGCACGGAAAUUCCUCAACGCCCCCGCUGCCUUACGCGUGGCCACAGCUGACACCGGUCAACCACCAAAUCCACACAUCGUUGACCUCCAAACGCGUUGAUCGCGUUCUCGAUUCCGGCGGCGACAUGUUUGGCAUUCUCGAGACCGUCCAAGUGCCCCAUUCGGGUAUCUACAACAGCUAUGAGGAACUUUUCAAACAACUCAGCGAUGGCAUGGAAAAGGAAGGCUACAAGAUCGUCAAGGCUAGAUCCCAUCGAGGCAAAGUGGGUGGUGCCGACGUCCCGGGGAACGACAUAGUACGAUGCGAUCUCGUCUGCGAUCGUGGCGGGAGGCCAUAUCGAUGCAUGGCGACAAAACACAAGACGACGACAAAGAAGACCGACUGUCCUUGGAAAGCAAAGGCGGUCCAUCGCAAGACUAUGGGGGGAUGGGUACUGACAAUUACGUGCGAUCAGCAUAACCAUGAGCCCGGCACACCCGAACCACCGACCCCCGAAGCUGCGAGCGAGGAAGAGACGAAUAUACUGGACGACCUGGAAGGUGAGCAUAGCUUGGAUCCGGCUGCGACGCCGCUCCUCACGCCUUGGCAAGACGAAGGGCCACAACCCGAUCAGGAGACUCAAGCUGCAAUCCAGGUCGCAGGUGUCUCCAACGCAGUUCUUCGUCUGACCGGUGAGACGUUCCAUCAAUUCAAGGGCGAGUACCGCAAGAUGUCGCAUGCGGAUCGUGUUGCGCAGCUAUCGCAUCUCCAGCUCCGCGUUGCAGCCAUCUAUGCUGUCCAGAAUGAGGACCUGCAACGACAAAAGAGGCAAGAAGCUCAAGACAAGCGCCAUCGACAAAUCGAGGAUGCGAAGAGGCAAUCCUCGGCGCAGAAGCAGCGGGCUAGACAGCAGCGUCGUCAGCAAGUGGUGGAGCAGAACCAUCAGCAACAGCAGCAGCAGCAGCAAAUGCAUCAGCACAUCCAGCAACAGCAACUCCCUCAACAAACCACCCAAGCCCAAGUUCAAGCCCAAGCACAGGCCCAAGCACAAGCACAAGCACAAGCGCAGGCGCAGGUUCAAGCUCAGGCCCAAGCCCUAAUGCAAUCACAGCUGUACCUCCCGCAGAACCCUCAGCAGGCCGCAAUUGCGGUGCCAACGAUGGACAUGCCGCAGUUUCAGCAUUACGUGGCUCCGGCCAAUAAGAGGAUGCGUGGGCGGACUUCUCAAGGCGGACAAACUCAAUAG
This is a messenger RNA of Fusarium subglutinans, 1299 nucleotides long. RefSeq lists its product as uncharacterized. The coding region runs from base 1 to 1299 and encodes 432 amino acids. The record is from RefSeq and is a predicted model, not a curated record. The transcript has a single exon. NCBI's taxonomy places the organism in Eukaryota, Fungi, Ascomycota, Sordariomycetes, Hypocreales, Nectriaceae.